Pseudogymnoascus verrucosus is the source of this 2836-nucleotide messenger RNA. RefSeq names its product RNA-binding component of cleavage and polyadenylation factor (gene YTH1). Lineage: Eukaryota; Fungi; Ascomycota; Leotiomycetes; Thelebolales; Thelebolaceae. Gene Ontology annotation, molecular function: RNA binding; metal ion binding. The transcript is spliced from 2 exons. The record is from RefSeq and is a predicted model, not a curated record. Bases 1735 to 2490 code for a protein of 251 amino acids.
CGUCAAUAUUGUAUAUCUCAGAGGAUACUGCAGAGUAUACAGCAGGGUAGCACUAUGGCAACGGCCCAUGCCGAAUACUAGCUGCGUUGGAUAUUGGCUUGCGGAGUCAUGGACGACAGUGAGCGACGAUAAAGAACAGAUGUGACGCUGGUUCGGAGAAUUCUUCCUCGUUCCCCAUUCAUGCUCGCCAUCCUCGUCACCCUCCUCGUCAUCUUCCUUGUCGUCCUCGUCGUCGUCUCCGCCCGCCAUAGCCUGUGCCAUCCAUACCUUCUCGCGGGACAACAGCUGUCAAAACUACCCUGCGCAAGAGUAUAUCCGUCCGAUAUCAUAUGUACCGUUCUGUACAACAAGUAUACGGGCUGUCGCUGUUGGACCGCCAAUAAUUACUCUCCUCGGCAGAUUCGAGGCUUCGAGUGGCGGCUGUACACGCCUCAGACAUGGCUUCAAGGCGGGCUGAAGCUGGCCGUAUGAGAACUCCUCGUCUGGAAUCCUUCGCGCCUCGCAAUUCCCACAACCCUAGCACAUCCAAUCUUGACCCCCAUCCGUGUCUCACUCCUCUAUACGAGGUACGGCGUUCGAGUUGGAGCGUCGUACAGAGACGCUGUCCAUGACUCUCUGCGAAGAAACGUAUCGAUACCGAGAGAGUGGAUCGCAACGCCCAGGGUGAUGUGAUAUCAGGGAAGACGGACAUUAUCACCGCUCGUCCCUUUGCAUAUCUUCCCCAAUGUCCCAAUGCGUAUGCGGGGGCAUACAAACUUGGCCAUCGCAACAGCAGGAUCCCACUGGAAUGCUACUAUGCACUUCCGCAUUGGGCCAGUCCUGAUGGGAAUACCAGGGCCUCGCGCCAAAGAUGGACUCAUGUCCGUACCGGAAUCUCCAUUGAGUCGUACAUGUUUUAAACAAUGUGACCCCGAUGUGCAUGGAGGGUAAAGCUUCAACAUAUAGCACUUGCAAUAUAAGAAUUCGGCAGUUAGUUAUCAGUAUCUCAACCUCCCUCGUCCUUGUAAAUAGCCAACUCUUCUGGACAAGCCAACACGGUGACCCCAAGGGCAAGGGUGAGCUGAGCAAUAGCUACUUUUGUUAUCGAAUGGUACCACCACAGGGCCCCCACGCGCCGGGGCGCAAUCACAGUUGUCCCCGACGCACAGACAAGGCGACUUCAUCACUAGCUUCAGAAAACGAGUAUCAGACUGUCAAAGCUGCCAAAUCUUCAGCGCUGUUGGUUUGUUAGUACAAGUUCUUACUACGAGAAACUGCUACUGCACAUGCACCGGGACGCCCGCAUAUCAGCUUGAGUCACGUGCUCACGCCUAUCAAACGCCAUUCCUGAUUUGUAAGCACAAUAACACCCAAGCUCCAGCCUCGCGAGCUCCAACUGAGCAACGAUCGAUUGAAAAAGCAAAUAUCAUCUCAGCUUCCCCGAUACCCCAACCAACACAUUGUAAACCCUGCCGACAGCAAGCUGCAGCAGAGCAAAAGCAUCCAUCCCAGCACUAAAGAUAUACACCGCCUACGUACCCCGCACUCUCACGGGCGCCACGAACUCCCCAGAACCCUGAUUCGCCUCGACUGCACCUAUCAAGCUAUCAGUCACACACACCUGCAUACCCUGAUCUUUGCGCCACGCCAUCACACCCUCGACCGCGCCAGGCCCAAGAGAGCGCAAUAAGGCGACGUGUUUCUCUCCAACACAAUCUAUUCCGAUCACCUCUCUAACUCCCAUCCACAUCCACCAUGGCCACAGCAGCGCCCUCCCCCGACGUCGCCGCCCCCCCCAUGGCGCCAUACACAUUCGCCUUCUCCCCCUUCCUCCUCCGCACCUACCGCUUCGGAGUCGACCCCUCGCGCCCCCCCUGCAAAGCCUACGCCGCCGGCCACUGCCCGCUCGGCGCGUCGUGUCCCGACCGCCACAUCGCCGCGCCGACAGGCUCGAACUACAAUAACCUAGUGUGCAAACAUUGGCUGCGCGGGCUGUGCAAGAAGGGGGAGCACUGCGAGUUCCUGCACGAGUACAACCUGCGGCGCAUGCCGGAGUGCAGCUUCUUCGCCAGGAACGGGUAUUGCAGUAAUGGCGAGGAGUGCCUGUAUCUCCAUGUCGAUCCAGAGAGCAGGUUACCCGCGUGUGGGUGGUAUGAUAGGGGGUUUUGUCCGCUGGGGCCGAGGUGUGCGAGGAGGCAUGUGAGGAGGGAUUUAUGUCGGUUUUAUUUGGCGGGGUUUUGUCCAGAGGGGAAGAAGUGUCCGGAGGGGGCGCAUGCGAGGUGGAAGGCGGAGGGGGAUUUGGAGGAGUUGAAGGUGAGGGUUGUGAGGGAUCCGGCGGAGGUGGAGGAGGAGAUAAGGUUGAAGAGGGAGGAGGCGGAGAGGGAGGAGGAGAGGGAAAGGGAGAGAUUUGGGGGAGGGAGGGGGGGAAGAGGAGGAAGAUGGAUGGGAAGAGGUGGCGGUGGGUUUGGGGGAGAUGCGAGGAGGCAGAGGGGGAGGGGACAUAUGCAUUGAGGGGCAUGAUAUGGUUGGUGGCGGCAGCAGGUUGCGGAUACGGACUUGUACGUGCUACCAACCCGAACGGAAAAUCCAAAGCCAGGCCAAGAAUACCGAGUUCGAAAGUCGGUAUCCAAGAGCAACGUGCGGUGCCAGAUGGUCUGGAAACCAUCCCCUAUGUUGUGGGUUCCUCUCGAUCUAGAGGAAACAAAGCACACAUUGGGCGGCGAAGUCAUACUGUACCAGCGUUAUGUAGAUACCAUCAAAGGCGUAUUAGGGAUAUAUACACGGGGAAAUAAAUGAGCGCCUGGUGCCCGGUAUGGGCUAUUAUAAUAAUGUAAAAAAUAUAACUUUCACAUGCCCA